UUUUUAAAAAAAAUUUACGGAAGCUGUGAUUUUCCUUUAUCAAACAUAAAACUUAAUAAUGCCUACCAAUCCAGACGAGCCCUACUACUGCUCGCAGCAAAUAAAUAUCCCACCAUCAUUACCGGAUAUUCUGAAACAAUUCACAAAAGCGGCAAUCCGCACUCAACCAAAAGAUGUCUUGGCAUGGUCUGCUGCCUAUUUUAAAGACAUGGCAAAAGGAGAGACACCCCCUGUGAAAGAGAGACUUGAAAUGCCUGUGGCCACACAGAAAACAGAUACAGGUCUUACCCCAGGUCUUUUGAGGGUGCUAAAUAAGCAGCUUGGUCCAAAGAAGACAGUAUCAUUAAGCUUAAUCGAGGAGAAGUGGGCAGAUUUAGCUCUCCCCAAAGAACAAUUUGACGACCUGGUCAGGAUAGGGAGUUUUGGGGGAGAGGUU
Saccostrea cuccullata (small rock oyster) is the source of this 436-nucleotide messenger RNA. Its product is annotated as ropporin-1-like protein. NCBI's taxonomy places the organism in Eukaryota, Metazoa, Mollusca, Bivalvia, Ostreida, Ostreidae. The annotation marks the transcript as partial. The transcript has 4 exons. The record is from RefSeq and is a predicted model, not a curated record.